Messenger RNA from Ostertagia ostertagi, 357 nucleotides. Lineage: Eukaryota; Metazoa; Nematoda; Chromadorea; Rhabditida; Trichostrongylidae. The record is from the annotation of a GenBank genome assembly.
AUGGGCGCUCGGCAUUUCUCCCUGAAACAAGAGCACGGUCUUAGCACCGCCGAAUUGGACAAGUUCCAGGAAAUCUUCGUUGAAGUGAUAUUGAAGCAGGACGGAGUCCGACAGAGUAAAGAAGCCAGUCGUGCAUGGCGAAUCCUGAUUUGUGCUAUUGUGGAUUUAUUCCGUGACGGUUUUGAGAUGCAAUCACGCCGCCAGUUCAGGCGGAAACAUUCGUUUAACGCACAUACACAGUAUUUUGAGAACAUUGAAAGACGAACUUCGUGUUCUUCUCGUAAAGCAUCGCUUAACGUCGAUUCUCAUGUGGAUGGCUGCUCAAAGAAGAUGUCGCGAAAUUCAACUUUGACAUAG